Vitrella brassicaformis is the source of this 747-nucleotide messenger RNA. The record is from the annotation of a GenBank genome assembly. Lineage: Eukaryota; Vitrellaceae.
GGUAUGCCCAAGCCGCCCUAGGCCAGGUACGCAGCGUGCAGCACAGAUGGCAGCAGCAGCGAGAUCUCACAAGAAUGCACUGCUUUGUCCCCGUCAGGACAGCCGGAGUCUUUCUAUCUUAUCUUCGAUGGAUUCUUCAGUGAUGUCAUCGCCGUCGUCUCUGCUGGUGCUCACUCUCGAGGAGGCCUGCGACCUCAUUGUCGACGCCGAACGGUCCCUCUCAUCUCAUCUGCAACCCACGCUCGAGACCAUACAGCGCGGCACACACGAGUCCAUCCGGCGGCUCCACGGCCUCCUGACGGCACUCAUCGACAAUGCUUCCACGCCGCUUGGCGUGUCGGUGGCGGCCAAUGUGCUGAUGCUGUGGAUGAGUGCCGGCCUGCUGCGGGAGGUGCGGUGCAUUCGGGCGGCGACCGAAUCUGCGGCCAAGUCAGCCCAGGCCGCUGCCGAGGCGGCACAGGGAGCACAGGUGGCCGCAAGCAACGUCCAGGUGUCUCUCUGCUGUAUUCAGUGACAGACAGCAGUUAAUUAAGGCGGGCAGUGUGUCAGGCAGAGAGUGGGCCACGCGUGUGUGAGUACUGUACGGUGCCGCCUGGUGGCCUUAUGUGUCUGUGUGAGAGUGGCCGGUGUGAUGUACAAUAGAUUGCGAUGGACAGACAGUCUUCUGUCGACGGCAAUGGCCAGCUUGGAGGGAGGGACGAAGUGUGUGUUGGACCCGCUCAACGCUUCACAUGGGUUCAUUAAUGC